Messenger RNA from Sebastes umbrosus (honeycomb rockfish), 728 nucleotides. RefSeq names its product complement C1q-like protein 4. Gene Ontology annotation, molecular function: protein binding. Lineage: Eukaryota; Metazoa; Chordata; Actinopteri; Perciformes; Sebastidae. The coding region runs from base 27 to 614 and encodes 195 amino acids. The transcript has 3 exons. The record is from RefSeq and is a predicted model, not a curated record.
AGUACAGGACAGAAGAGAUUCAGAAGAUGAAGACUUCAAUGGCAACCUUGGCUUUAUGCCUCGUCCUCCUCCUGCCUGUGGACGCUCUCAGCACUCCUGAAGCUCCUCAACCCAUGACAAUGAUGAAAAUGAUGAAAAUGAUGAAAAUGAUGGAGGCCAGAAUGACCAAGACUGAAAUGAAGAUGGAGUACAUGGAGAAAGAGAUGAUGGGUAAGCGUGUGGCAUUUGGAGCAGCUAUCGGCGAUGUUGGAGAUGUUGGACCUUUUCCCGAUGAAGUCACCCUGACCUACACUACGGUCUUCUCAAACACAGGCGCAUACAACCCUGCAUCUGGUAUUUUCACCGCUCCAGUCAAAGGAGUCUACUACUUCAGCUUCUCUGGCCAUAAUCGUUCAACUAGACCAAUGGGGCUGCGGCUGAUGAAGAAUGGAAUGCAGAUGGUUUCUGUGUACAACCAUCCAGCUGGAGACCGCUUCAACACGGCAACCAAUGGCAUUACCCUACAGCUUGAAGUGGGAGACCAGGUGUACAUGAGACUCCUGGCAAACACCUGGAUCAUUGAUAAUGUCAAUAGCGACAGCACCUUCAUUGGCCAUUUGUUAUUCCCUAUGUAAGUGAAAGGAGAAUGCAGUGGUUGCUAUCUAAACUGAUAAAACUAAGUUCCAACAUUCCCUUUAAUUUUAGCUUUGAUUAUGGUGCCUUCAAAUGGGGUCGUGUUUACCGUGUUC